Melanaphis sacchari is the source of this 1777-nucleotide messenger RNA. RefSeq names its product leukocyte elastase inhibitor-like. The record is from RefSeq and is a predicted model, not a curated record. The coding region runs from base 144 to 1730 and encodes 528 amino acids. The transcript has 7 exons. NCBI's taxonomy places the organism in Eukaryota, Metazoa, Arthropoda, Insecta, Hemiptera, Aphididae. Gene Ontology annotation, molecular function: serine-type endopeptidase inhibitor activity.
CGUACGAGUGUUAUUAUUAUUAUUAUUAAUAUUAUUAAACACUGGAUCGAGAAUCGAUCAUCAGUUAUAUUUAAUGAAUUCGCGUGGAAGUACGUGAAUUCCACGUUCUCUACACAGACUACCCCGUCGGACAUAUUACAGAGAUGUGGUCAAAAAUGUUGUUGAGUUUAAGUAUUUACAUUCUGCUGUCAAUAGUGGAUGGUAAUAAAAUUGUAUUUUUGGAUCCUUUUGUGAAGACAAAUAUGACCAUAGCUUCAAUUGAAAAUGGAACUAAAAAUGAUAUUAAUACUAUGAGUUUUAUGUCUUCAAACAGAAUUACUAAUGAAACUAGACCUAUGAAUUCCAUGUUCCUAGAUAAAAUUAUUAAUGAAACUAAACCUAUGAAGAUUAAUACAGUUAUGAAUGAAUCACUAAAUAUAAAUAUGAAUGAAACUAAAACUAUGAAUGAAACAGUUCAUUCUCAUGUACAGAACAACUCAACUUCAAAUAAUAUAGAAAUAUUGUCACUAGGUUUAUUAGAUGCAACAUUGAAUAUUGACAGAUCAAUUGAUAAUUUGGAAUCACACAACUCCAAUCAUGACAAUAUAAUUUUAUCACCGAUUUGUAUGGCUGCUGCUUUGUCACUUAUACUUUUGGGAGCUAAUGGUGAAACUAAAACUGAAAUUGGUAAAUUAUUUGGUUACGACGAGAACACAACAACCCAUUUAGCUGAUAACAAUGGUCAAAAUUUCAAGAAUUUGGGAAUGCUAUUAAAUUAUUUUCAAGCCAACUCUGGUGAAAAAUUGGGCACUGAAGUUAAUCUAGCAAAAGCAGUUUUUGUACAAAAUGGAUAUAAUAUUACAAAAAGUUAUAUAAAAGCAGCUGAAGAUUAUUUAAAUAGUAAAAUGAUUACAGUUAAUUUCAAAUCAGAUGGAGAACAAACAAAACAUAUUAUCAAUCAAUGGGUGUCUAAUCAAACAUGUGGAAAAAUCAAUGAUAUUAUGCCUGAUAUUCCUCCUGCUGAUACCAAGACUAUAAUUGCAAGUGCAUUAUACUUCACAGGUGAAUGGGAAAACCCAUUUUUUGUCAAUUACACCAGAAUAAAACCAUUUUGUUAUGGAUCAAGCAUUAGUGAUAAAAAAUCAUCCAGACAAAACAGAGAGUGCGUAUUCGUCCCAAUGAUGGUAGGCAGCAGUGAUGUAUUGUUCCAUAAAAAUGAAGAAUUAGAGUUUAAAGCCAUUGGGCUACCAUACAAAGGCAAUCAAUUUAUAACAUACUUUGUGCUUCCUGACACAAAUGUUAGUUUAAGAGGUUUAAUUUCAAAAAUGAAUGGAAAUGUAUUAAAAAACAUAACCAAAAACUCUAAGUUUGCAGAAUUUACAUAUUUUGUGCCUAAAAUGACUCUUAAGUCUUUGGUUAAUCUACGACCAGUUUUACAGAAUAUAGGAAUUAACAAAAUGUUUGACCCUUUAAAGGCGGAUUUAUCAAAUAUGGUUAUAGACCCAGACUCUUUCAUUAGUGAUAUUUUACACAAAGUUGAAAUUGAUGUCAAUGAAAUCGGCACAGUGGCAUCGGCAGCUACUGUAGUAACUAUAACAAGAGGAGGCCAGGCUAUUUUUAAUGCAAACAAGCCAUUUAUAUUUUUUAUUCAUCAUGUAGAAAGUGAUACAAUAGUAUUUUGGAGUACUAUAUAUAAACCUACACCACACUCAACAAUGCCACCAAAUUUAAAUUCUUAUAAAAAAACAUAAAUCACCUAUUAGUAUAAUAUGAAAUAUUUAAUUUUUUUUUUUAUUGU